CUAGCUGUUCAAAACUCUUCCUUGCAAGUUGCAGAACGGGGGUCAUUAAUCGUCUCGCAUGUUCUUCUUUAUUGGAUGGGAGUCCGAUGUGCAGCACCCCCAGCCAAAUCUUCCAGCAUCCAGACUUGCAACCCCCCACUCACUUUCCGUCUCCGACCCGUCCGUAUAAUGUCUCGGCGUGUAACCGACAACGGUCACUGGCGAAUCGGGGAGCUUGCCUUACCUCGAGCUACGCUGGGGUUUGCCUCAAGGGUUUGCUGCAAGUGCAAGAUUGCACGUAUUGAAAUGUACGAGUGCCCCAAACAGUCGGUAUUGUUGUGCCACCCUGCUCCCUUUCCCUUCUCUCGUCAUUCGUCCUUCCGUCGCUUCUUUUUUUCCCUUCCUAUCAGCAUUUGCAUUGAUAUCAAUCACUUGCGGGCAUUCGCGGGUAUCAAGAAAGCUAUCGACAUGGUUGAGCCCAACGACAGCGCAGAAGCACAAAGCUCCUCCAUCAAUUUGAAGAAGCCGGACUACACCCUCGACGGUAUGGAAGAGGGCGAUAACGCCGACGAUGUUUACUCCAGGGCAAACCCAGCCCGGCCUGGGUUCACCAAGUCUGAUCAGAGAGACAUGUGGAGGAUGGGCAAGGUGCAAGAAUUAAAGAGGAACUAUCGCCCGUUAUCCGCGCUUAGUUUCGCAGUCAUUUUGACUGCUGUGUGGGAGUUUCUCCUGGUCGCGAACACUCAAGGUCUCAUUGAUGGAGGUCUAGCUGGUGUCUUCUGGUCUUACAUCUGGACCUUCAUUGGAUUUGGAUUCGUGGAACUCAGUCUGGCGGAGAUGGCCUCGAUGGCGCCCAUUUCUGGUGGGCAGUAUCACUGGGUAUCAGAGUUCGCGCCACCAGGCCUACAACAAUUUCUCUCCUAUGUGGUGGGAUGGAUGUCAACAUUGUCCUGGCAAGCUGGUAAUGCAUCAGGAUCCUUCUUGACCGGCACCAUCAUCCAGGCCCUUCUCGUGGUCAACUACCCGGAUUAUGAGCCCCAACCAUACCAAGGUACCCUCUUGGUGUUUGCCUCGGUGCUCGUUCUGUGCGUCGUCAACAUCUGGGCCUCCGACAUUUGGGCACGGAUACAAAAUGGUCUCUUGGUUCUCCACAUUGUUGUUUUCCUGGCGGUCAUCAUCACUCUCUGGACAUUGGCUCCUCACCAGAGCGCGAAGGCGGUGUUUACCGAGUUCACCAAUGCUGGGGGAUGGCCCACAAUGGGAUUGAGUUUAAUGGUGGGACAGAUCACCGCUCUCUAUGCCAUGCUUGGAAGUGAUGCAACUGCACACAUGUCGGAAGAAGUGCGUGAUGCCGGCCGCUACGUUCCCAUCUCACUCUUCUGGUCGUACAUUGGUAACGGAAUCAUGGCCAUCAUUCUUCUCAUCACCUACCUCUUCAGCAUCGACAGCAUCGAUAACGCGCUUGAGGAUCCUACCGGUUAUCCCUUCAUCUACGUGUUCAAGAGCGCCGUCAGCACAGCGGGAGUCAACGCAUUGACUAUCCUCGUUCUCAUCCUUAUCAUUGCCGCUAACAUUUCUUUCAAUGCGUCAACAGCUCGCCAAACAUUUGCUUUUGCGCGUGACAACGGCCUGCCUUUCAGCAAGUGGCUUAGCCGCGUGUCCUCCAAGGAGGUCCCUGCCAACGCCAUCGCUGUGACUUGCUUGUUCACCAUGUUGCUGUCCAUCAUCAACAUCGGAUCCAACGUGGCGUUCAACGCCAUCAUAUCCUUGCAGGUCGUCGCCCUGUUCAGCACCUACGCUGCAUCCAUCUCCUGCGUCCUGUACCGUCGCAUCAGGCAUCCGGAGCUGAUUCCGACAGCGCGGUGGAGUCUUGGAAAGUGGGGGAUCCCAAUCAAUGUCAUUGGACUCGCCUACUCUUCCUUCUCCUUCUUCUGGGCAUUCUGGCCCAACGAGACGCCAGUCACUCUCGAGAACUUCAACUGGUCCGUCGUGCUGUUUUUGGGUGUUUUCAUCAUGUCCUUGGUAAUGUAUCUCAUCCAAGGCAAGAAAGUAUACAAGGGUCCUGUCGCAGAGGUCAGAGCAUCAAGAAUCGACUAG
Messenger RNA from Periconia digitata, 2076 nucleotides. NCBI's taxonomy places the organism in Eukaryota, Fungi, Ascomycota, Dothideomycetes, Pleosporales, Periconiaceae. The record is from the annotation of a GenBank genome assembly.